This is a messenger RNA of Capsicum annuum, 544 nucleotides long. RefSeq lists its product as uncharacterized. The transcript has 2 exons. NCBI's taxonomy places the organism in Eukaryota, Viridiplantae, Streptophyta, Magnoliopsida, Solanales, Solanaceae. The record is from RefSeq and is a predicted model, not a curated record. Bases 130 to 441 code for a protein of 103 amino acids.
CCACCCCCUCCGCUCUGAGUCCUCGUCGCCAUACCUCCAUCUCCGGCGAACAGCCUUCACCGUCGCCUCUUCCUUCUCCUCCAUACGCGCCGCCAGCUCCUACCCCAGGCGAGUCCAGCCGCUGCUCCGAUGGCCAGCCCGCUCCCUUCUCGUCCUCCACCGGCGAACAGGGCCACCAGUGGGGCCGCCAUCGAUGGAGACGGCCAGCCAAGCCUCCAUGUUGCCACUCCAUCCUCCAGUCGCCUUCUUUCUCCCCUCCGGCGAACGUCCAACAGCCGCGACACAGCCUCGAAUCCUCUCCCACAGCGAUACCUCCGGCAAACCCCUUCGGCGUUUCAACCAUGCAACCCUUCUUCAUCGAAAAUGAAGAAUCCGUCUUCAGAAUCUUAUUGGGAAGAAAAAGUGUGUGAAUCACAUUCAGCUGAGUGGGAGAAAAGGUGAAGAAAUUUAAGAGAGGAUUUUGAAGGAUGAAUGAUAGCUCAGCUAGAGAAAUGAAUGAGAGACAACCUCAAAUGCUUUGUGGUUGUGUGGGCAUUUUCUUUCA